This is a messenger RNA of Miniopterus natalensis, 3328 nucleotides long. The record is from RefSeq and is a predicted model, not a curated record. NCBI's taxonomy places the organism in Eukaryota, Metazoa, Chordata, Mammalia, Chiroptera, Miniopteridae.
ACGCUCAACCACUGAGCCACGCCCAGCCGGGCGGUAAAUGUAUUUUUUAAAGUUCUCAUUGGGAAAGUUGUUACUAGACUUUCUAACCAUUGUUUAUUCUCACUGCCCAGGUUACCCUUUCCCUACUGCUCCUCCUGUGGACCCAUUUGCCAAAAUCAAAGUGGAUGACUGUGGGAAAACAAAGGGAUGCUUUAGAUACGGCAAGCCAGGCUGUAAUGCUGAGACCUGUGACUACUUCCUUAGCUACCGGAUGAUAGGGGCCGAUGUGGAAUUUGAGCUGAGUGCAGACACAGACGGCUGGGUAGCAGUUGGAUUCUCUUCGGACAGGAAAAUGGGCGGCGACGACGUGAUGGCCUGCGUGCACGACGACAACGGCAGGGUCCGCAUUCAGCACUUCUACAACGUGGGCCAGUGGGCCAAGGAGAUUCAGAGGAACCCUGCCAGGGACGAGGAAGGCGUGUACGAGAACAACCGGGUCACCUGCCGGUUUAAGCGCCCCGUGAACGUGCCCCGGGACGAGACGAUCGUGGACCUGCACCUGAGCUGGUAUUACCUGUUUGCGUGGGGCCCGGCCAUUCAGGGCUCUAUCACCCGACACGAUAUAGACUCACCACCAACUUCAGAGCGUGUUGUUAGUAUUUACAAGUAUGAAGACAUUUUUAUGCCGUCAGCUGCCUACCAGACCUUCUCCUCUCCAUUUUGUUUGCUUCUCAUUGUUGCCCUGACUUUCUACUUAUUGAUGGGAACUCCUUAACCACAGCUGCAAAUCCAACGCAGGAAAUGGAUUAGAAAGUCUUUAGUAUACAUAUAUAUUUUUAAAGAAUAUACAGUAUAAUUUUAGCUUCUAUUAUUUAAAAAAAAAGACUCAUAUGAUUUCAGCUUUUUGGAAGAAAAAACAAGCUUCUUUUCUAAUCAAAGAGGAUUGUUUAAUAAUGACCCCAUACUUUUGGAAAGUACUUGAAACUUUUCUAAGUUUUCUUAUUUGAGCUUCACAGCAUCUCUGAGUUGGCUUGAUGAAAAUUAUUAUUGCCGUCUUACUGAAUGGGUUUGGAGACCCAGGAAGGCUGCCUUUUUGUGACCCAUAUGCCAUGUAGUCUUGGCCACUUGGUCAGGUAACACGUAGCAAGGCCGACAAAGAGCAAGGCAUAGGAAUCAUGCCCCUGAACAAUGUUUACUCUCCCAGCUAUAGCUCAGGAGACUUGGAGUAUUACUAACGAGAGCUUUACUGGUCAGACAUAAUUCACAGUAAGCCUUUUAGGCGGAAGGACUUUCAAAUUUCCAUAAAGCUUAAGUGCUUUUGGAUAAUUACACAGCCGAUGGGGAGAAUGGGGGAGAUUACAAUGAUAUGAAAAUGGUUCAUAUGUCUUUGAAAUUUCUUCUCAAGGAGUGAGCAGUUCCGAGAAAACAUUUUUUUUAUUGCUGUUGGAAGGGUUAGAAAUAGAGUUGAGUGCUCCCAAAGAUGUAAAAUUAUGUUAAUGAUAGGAAAUAUGGGCAUUCUUAGCAGUUAGAAUUGGGACUCUUCUACCAGUGUGUUUUAUAAAUUAAGGUAUCUGUGUUUGCAGCUAAUUCAGUUGUCAGAGUCAGCAUACACUGAGAAUGAUUAAAUAGUAAUAUAAUAGACAAAUCAUAUACAGAAAAAUGUAAAGCAUUUUGACAAUAAACCAACAUUUUGCAGAUUGUGGAAUUCGGCCUAGAAACUUUUUAAAGAUGAUAUGUUUUAAAAAAUUAGAAAAUGGGAAAUGACCUGUAAAGUGAAUUCACCUAGAUUACCCAUUCAGACUUGUUCAGACUUGUAAAUUGGAUUGGCAGUCAGCAUAAUUUAUAAUAAUGCUUUGACUGAAUGUAGUUCCUUUUUUCAAAGGAACCCAGAGGUUCCUUUGCCCCCAGUGUCUGUGUUAGCAGCCCAUUUAGAAGAAAAGAAUCUCUGGAAGUGGUUCUGUGGCUGAGGCAUUUCCAGUGUAGAGUUCUGGAGGCCUCUGGCUUGCCCCGGUUGCUUUGAAGCUGGCUCCAACUUUGUGGGUGUUUUGAUUGAACAACACUGGAGACUGAUUUCUAAUGCCAUCCUUGGAAUUCAUGUCAGAGGCGAAAGUCCUCCUUUGGGGUGAGCUUUCACAUUCUUCUGGAACUGAACAAAAAGAAAAACAUCAAGAUUCCGCGACGUAGCACAGUUCACCGAGCUCAUCUGAGGGACUUUGGAAAAGUAAUCCUCAUUGCAGGUGGGGAGAGGUCCAAUCAUCUCAGGUGAGCAAAGGAACAGGGUAGGAUUCAUUUGGUUCAAGUCCCUGGUUCCACCUGGCUACCGGCGCCUCACAACCAAGCCCUCUGGUCAAGGCUGAGGAUGGGCUGUGCAUCACCUUCCCCGCUGUCGUGCUUGCUGAGCAGUGAGGAUACUGAGGAUGCAGGCGCCCACACUGUAAAUAAGAGGGCAAAUAUUUUUAUAUUUCAUUUUCUCAUGUGUAUUAUAUCUCAGCUAUAAAUAGGUUAAAACUAAAGAGAGACUUCAGCUCGUCUCUGUAGCUGGCAGGGAAGAAAUUAAUGGAUUUCCCUUCUGCUUACAUUUCAAGUCAAGCUCUCUAUUUCACCAGUUGGUUCUACUGUGACUACCAGUAUAUUUGUGCUUAGAGCUUUCCCUGAUUUCUCACUGCCAUUAGUGUAAAAGGUGAGCCACUUUGAUUACCCCUCAUAUAUACUGUCCCCACUCCUCACCUGCUAUGACCCAGCAAGGCUGAACUGCUCUGAGUUCUUCAGACCCGCUUUCUUACCACAUGUUCCCUGUGCCCAGACAUUCUGCAUACAUUUCCUGUGCUUGCUGAACUCCUACUCAUCUUUCAGGCCACAGCUUAAAUAUUUCUUCCUCCAACCCCCUAGACUAGGUAGGUUUUGGUCUCUGCCAAGUGCUACUAUAGCACCCUGGGCUUCCCCAUCACACUUGACUGUAAUUGCUGGCUCCUCCUGCUAACUCCUUAAUGCAGGGAGUAACCAUUUUUGUUGUUUAUCAUUGCAACACACACUACUACACUGUAGGUAUCCGGCAAACAUUUGUUGAAUGAAUAAAUAAUGAAACUGUACUUCUAUGGCAAGUUUCUUCGGUUCAGAAGACUUGUAUUUCAUAGACAUUGUCAAACUGGCUAACAUUUUUAUAUUUUUUCCACCUGUGAUCAAACCAUAAACCAUCCCUUUAGCAAACAGUGAACUCUGUCUUUUGAAACAUAAAUAGAAAGAUGGUUAGUAACAAUGCUGUCUUGCCCUGCAAAACAUAGUCGACAUUCUUUUUUUUUUUUAUAAAUUGAUUUUAGAAAGAGGGGAAGGGGGGUGGGAGGAGAGAGAG